This is a messenger RNA of Zeugodacus cucurbitae (melon fly), 5074 nucleotides long. RefSeq names its product protein nubbin (gene nub). NCBI's taxonomy places the organism in Eukaryota, Metazoa, Arthropoda, Insecta, Diptera, Tephritidae. The coding region runs from base 2113 to 3825 and encodes 570 amino acids. Gene Ontology annotation, molecular function: RNA polymerase II cis-regulatory region sequence-specific DNA binding; DNA-binding transcription factor activity, RNA polymerase II-specific. The record is from RefSeq and is a predicted model, not a curated record. Gene Ontology annotation, biological process: regulation of transcription by RNA polymerase II. The transcript is spliced from 4 exons.
CAGCAGUUGACAUCAACAAUCCCCAUCGCACAAACGCUCCAACAACGCAGCCGACAUUCAAGUGCAAGCGCUUAUGGCGAAUGGCGUUGGCGAGCUCCGCUUGUGCUUCUUUGUUCUCUGCUUAUUCCGCUGCGCACAACAGCCUCAGCAAAUAAAAUCACUAAAUUUAAAUUUUAAGCCACACCCACUGUGUCAGUCAGUUAGUGACGGUAGCCGCACAAUCCAAUGGGUAUAGUAAAAUUUUAAAAUGUAUAAAAUGUUGUUGGCGCGUGCUUUACAAUCUCAUUUGCCACACAAACACACACAUACGCAUGCACAUGUGCAGAAGCUGCCGUACAAACAGACAGACGUCACCCAAACACCACGAUUUGCCUUCAUAACUUUUAUUCCGAGAGCGGUGACUCUCUCGACCAACCGUUCGAGAUGCGAGUGCAGCACAGCACCGACUCACUCACUAACCGACCAAAACCAACACACUCACACAUUGCCACCACUCACUUGCUGAGAGAGCUGUGCAUUGCGCUCAACUGUGCGCUGGAGAGUGUGUGGAAUGCAUUUGAUUCACAUGGGGGAUGUGGCUAAGAGCACGUUUCCUAUUUGAUUAGAAUAUAAAAUAUGCGAAACUUGAAGGUGUAAUUGGAAGAAUCUAUUUGAAGAAUGUCAUAGGUGUUGUAAUCAUGAAAAACGGAACUUUAAAGUUUCUUUCUUUCUUACUUACAUAUUUUCCACACUCGUUGCUUGCUUAUUUCUCUUUGAGUGCUGAGCUUACUGGUAUAUGCGAGUGUGUGUGUGCGUUCGGAUCCGCAAUGAUUCGCACUCAUUCAUUCUCGGAUGUGGAGCAUUUCAAAAGUGACGAUGUCAGUUGGGGUUUCGUCGCUAAACAAGUUAAACGCGUUUUGCCUCACGGAUUCUAUAGCAACGCAGAGCCAUUCGCAUUCACAUUCGCCGGUUGUGAGUAGAAUUCGAUUGUUUGUGGACUUCAUCCCUGAAACGGCACUUCGCACUUCAAGUAUCGCACAUCCAUGUUUCCCCUAGAGUGCGAAAACUCGAAAGAAAGAUAAAAUUCGCCAAAGAAAGCAAGCAGAAAGAGUGAAAUCAUAUAGAAACGUGUGCAGAGUUGGUGGUAGAAAUGAGAAUUUCCCAACUCAAACUCGGAAAGUGUUUAAUCAAGUAAGAAAAUGCAAAUGCGACCGCACACACACACACCAACCGACUUGUAUCGCCAUAUAAGAAUACAUAUGCUGCAUAUGUGGACACACUUCUUGAGGAGGCAAUAAACUAAGUUCACGGCAACCACAAAGAAGACCGGCCAAAACAGUUGCAAUUCAGUCUCGCUAAGCAUCGGACCUUCGAACAGUUAACUUGACUCCCAAAUAAUUUGAAUAUCGAAAUUGCAGUUGACAGCCUAACAAACUCAAACAACAGUAAAUGAAAGCUGAAAUAUUAAGUGCAAGUAGACGAACUCCGAACUACGUACGCCUGCACUUGUAUUACGAGUACUUCCAUCAAGUUCCGCAAAUGUGUAAGCGUUUGUUCGGCUUAGUAGAUGUGUGAGCGUGUGUCUCAAGUAAUUCGCAGCUUAACUGUUAACUGUUCAAAGGCGAUAAAGUGAUCCAACAUAUCCGUCUACGAGACAAAACAACAACUGAUUACACUGCAAGCGCGUGAAAUCUUCAGCGACAUUACCGUCCACAUACCCGAUAACAACAACAACAACAGCGAUUCAUAAUCAUUAGUAAACAUUAUUGAAAACCUUAGCCAGCGGCAACGACCAGCGCGCAUCGAACAUCGAGCAUCGAGGUGUUUUGUGGGAAAUCUUCUUAUCGGCAUUUUAGUUUUCUGCGAAACACACACGCGCCAGGUCACGCUCACCGAGUAAGCGCUCAGCCAUUAGAACAGAAAACAACUACGAGUACAGAAAUGAAAGAAUAUAGUAAAGUAAUAUAAAAAUAGUAGAGUACGUGUGCAUUGAAAAGCAAACAAAAACUUUUAAUUUUCCCUCGGUUAUUCUAUUUGUUAUAAACAAUAAAGUGGCGUAGAAUAUAUUGAGUUACUUUAAAGACGAAAUAAUUAAUCGGAAAAGCAAAAUUUGUCGGUGUAUAAUUCGUGAAAAUGGUUAUGUCGGAGUUACGUUGGAGCACAGGACCUAAAGACAAUAACAAUUCGUUGAAGCAUGAUUUGUUGAAAACACCCACAAGUGGGCACAUCAUGCAAAACAGAUAUAUCAGCCGAUUGGCUCGAUCGCCAUCGCCACUGCAAUAUGCUGCAUCCGAUUGUGGAGACAAUAAUUCGGUAGCGGGGAAUUCCAGUGAUCGCUGCUUAUCGCCACAGAGUCCGCCAAUAUUCGCUACGCCACAGGACGAACACCAACAACAUCAGCUGCCAGCACUAAAGUCUCACUUGUUGGACGUACUGAACCGAGGUGAGAACGCGUUGGACUGUAAAUUAACUACGACAAAAGAUAUUGAACCUAUGCGGGACACAGAGUCCGGUGCGCUUAACUUGACCAGUGAGAGUUCGCGUCAGAGUCUGCAAUCGCCGUCUCCGUCUUUGAAAUCGCUGCGCGCUGGUCGCUCUUCACCUACAACGUCCGUUUGCGAAAGUGCGACAACCUUUACCAACAACACAUAUCCCAUGUCAAAUAUAUCCUCGCAACAGGCGCAACUCGCUGUGGCGGCGAGCGCAGGUCUCGGCCUGGGCAGUCCAUUAUUCUCCCACGCUCUCAGCACUUCGAUCUCACCGCAAGACUUUACGCAGUUUCAGCAAGCGCUACAACAACAACAAACCGCAUUGCAUCAACAAUUCCAAAGCUAUAUAGAGAUUUUGCGCAGUGGAUCAUUGGGCAUCUCGCCGGACGACCCAAGCAUGGCCACUCAAGUAGCUGCCGCACAGUUCCUAUUCCAUAGCCGUGUACAGGCGCUCACUCAAGCAACCCAGCAAUUGCAGUCUCUUCAGAAGCAGCAAGAGCUGCAGAAACAAUCCCAUCACCACCACCACAACCAACAGCAACAGCAACAACGAGAAGAAACUCCAAAACCAUGUCAUUUGCAUACAUCAACGCCGGCGCAUACGCCCAUACAAAGUCCCGCCUCAUCUCCACUGCCGCUACAAACGAACUUCAAUAUAAAUUCGCAUAGUCAAAUAACGCCGCCCAAUCCGGGCACUAGUCUCAAAGUGAGCGGGAUUCUGACGCCGAAUGCAAUCAGCGGCGCUCCGCAAACACCUCAAAUGCUAAAACAUGCCGGAGCCGCCCAGCGCUUGGCUGGAGAACCGUCGCCAGAGGAAACCACAGAUCUCGAGGAGCUCGAACAGUUCGCGAAAACAUUUAAGCAACGCCGCAUCAAGUUGGGCUUCACGCAAGGCGAUGUCGGCCUGGCUAUGGGCAAACUCUACGGCAAUGACUUUUCACAGACGACGAUUUCGCGCUUUGAAGCCUUGAAUUUGAGUUUUAAGAAUAUGUGCAAGCUGAAACCGUUGCUGCAGAAAUGGUUGGAAGACGCCGAUCGGACGAUACAGGCGACUGGAGGCGUUUUCGAUCCAGCUGCAUUACAAACUGUGAGCACACCCGAGGUUAUGGGUCGUCGCCGGAAGAAGCGCACCUCAAUCGAAACAUCGAUACGGGGGGCACUUGAAAAAGCCUUCAUGAUGAAUCAGAAACCCACAAGCGAGGAGAUCAGCCAAUUGGCCGACCGCCUGUGUAUGGAGAAGGAGGUGGUGCGCGUUUGGUUCUGCAACCGACGGCAGAAGGAGAAGCGCAUCAACCCGUCCAUGGACAGCCCGACCGGGGAACAUGGCAGUGAGUCGCCCUACAUGAUGAUGCAGUGAAGCUUUUGACUGCAAAUCUAAACCAGAAGUAAGACUAUGACUAAACCUGCAAGUGUUUUCCCAUAGAAGAACCUAUGAAUAGUGUUGUCGUCUAUAUAUAUAUAGAUAUGUAUACGAAUAUCUAAGUUGACUUGAAUUGUGUAACGGUGUUAACGAAAGGGUUCAUUUGUAAACAAAACAGAAUAACAGAAUAUAUCGUAAGUGUAUAUAGGCAGUAGGGAUAUUUUAUGGUAAAAGCUUAAUAUGUUUUAUAACUAAAUGAUAACUAAAGUAUUUUGUGUGUGUGCAACGUUAUUUUGAAAUAAGUUCACUGUGCGUUCUACUAACGGGAGCGUUUAAUUGUAAAUCUCAAUGUUUCUGGUGAAUUUUUGUUAGCUAGGUAAAUAGUAUUAUAAAGAAUAGCGGAAUAACCAGGGGUAUUUUGCAAAGGGUUUAUCACAAAAACACAGACACACACCCACAAAUCAACUUAUUAAAAGCAAAUUAUUAAGUGUAUUAAAUCGUAAUUUAAUUGAAUAUCAACCAAGUCAAGAUAAGUUCAAGAAGUAUAUGAGUGCAUCAUCUCAUUCAUGCACAAUAUAUAUGUAAGUAAGUACUUUAGUAUAGUGUAAGUGAGUAGCAUUUAGAUUAUAUUUAUUUGUUUUAAUACUGUGAUAAUAUAAGUAGAGGUUUAUUAAAAUCUUCAAAAUGAAAAUUCCUGUAAAAAUUCCACGGAGAUAAUUUAUUGCAGUAAAAUAAAAUUAUGUAAAAAAAAAAAAAACAAAAAAAAUCUGCGAGUUUUUAUUUUUACGUUUGGAAAAUAUAUACAUAUGUAUAUUUAUGCUCAAAUUUGGGUUAGAUUGAAGUCAUUUUAUUGUGUUGAAUUGGCGAGUGCUACAAACGAAUGUUGUUGCAACAGCACUUCUGCGGUGUUAGCGUGUUUUUUUUAAUCAAAAUUAUGAGAAUUUUACAGAAAUUUGUACAAUUCGAGGAGUUUUCCAUAUUACCAACUUAAGGAAAACUACGCUCUCAGAGCACUACAUACAUACGUUACAUAUUUCAAUCUAGUGGUAUGCAUAUAAAAGUCGUCUGUUUUUCCAAAUUGCAACUAAAUGACGAUGACAUCUAUGAAAUGCUGAAUAUUAAAAAAUACUGAUGCUAUAUUUGUUUAAAACCUUUAGUCCCAACAAACUUUGUACACAUGCGGAAGCUUCUAGCUUCUAGCAUCUACUUUAUGCAGAUAAUUUCGUCCAAGCGCAGAAAGUAUUGC